Cetraspora pellucida is the source of this 229-nucleotide messenger RNA. Lineage: Eukaryota; Fungi; Glomeromycota; Glomeromycetes; Diversisporales; Gigasporaceae. The record is from the annotation of a GenBank genome assembly.
GUAAAAAAACUUUUUAAAGUUUUUUCUAUGAUGGCUUUAAAUUAUAAUGUAACAAUAAAUUAUCAUUAUAACAAAAAUGACAAUGAUUUGUCCAUAGUAGUAUCAGUAGGUAAUUGGAAAAGAGGCUGGCUAGUACUUCCACAGAUAAAAAUAGUAAUUAAAUUAAUUAAAGAUGAGGUUUUGUUUUUAAAAGCUAAUUUUUUAAUUCAUAGAAAUACUCCAGCUGCUG